AUGGCCGAUAAAAGGAAACUCCAAGGGGAAAUAGAUCGAUGUCUGAAAAAAGUAGCGGAAGGAGUAGAACAGUUUGAAGACAUUUGGCAGAAGCUUCACAAUGCAGCGAACGCCAACCAGAAGGAGAAGUAUGAAGCCGACCUCAAGAAGGAGAUCAAGAAACUACAGCGUCUGCGAGACCAGAUAAAGACGUGGGUAGCAUCCAACGAGAUCAAAGACAAACGGCAGCUAGUGGAGAACCGCAAACUCAUAGAGACGCAAAUGGAGCGGUUCAAAGUUGUGGAAAGGGAAACGAAGACCAAAGCUUACUCAAAAGAGGGUCUCGGCCUGGCCCAGAAAGUGGACCCAGCCCAGAAGGAGAAGGAGGAGGUCGGAACGUGGCUCACGAACACGAUAGACACGCUGAACAUGCAGGUGGACCAGUUCGAGAGUGAAGUGGAGUCUUUAUCGGUCCAAACCAGGAAAAAGAAAGGAGACAAAGAGGAGAGGAUUGAAGAGCUGAAGAAGUUUAUCGAACGGCACCGUUUCCACAUCCGGAUGUUGGAGACGAUUCUGCGGAUGCUCGACAAUGACUCGGUGCAGGUGGACGCCAUCAGGAAGAUCAAGGACGAUGUGGAGUACUACAUGGACUCAUCGCAGGAGCCAGACUUCGAAGAAAACGAGUUUCUUUAUGAUGACAUCGACCUCGAAGAUCUUCCUCCCUCGCUGAUUGCCACGUCGCCUCCCGGACACUCGCACCUCGAAGACGAGCUCUUCCAGCCCUCGAGCAGCACCCCCACCUCCACCACCUCCUCCUCCCCCAUCCCGCCUUCGCCCGCCACAUGCACUACAGAAAACUCAGAGGACGACAAGAAGAGGGGCCGAUCAACGGACAGUGAAGUCUGUCAGUCCCCAGUGAAAAAUGGGAACCCAUCGCUGCUGCUCUCCUCCUCCUCCUCCUCGUCCUCCUCCGUCUCCGCCUUCAACUCGUCCUCCUUCGUCUCCAUGGCGUCCAUCUCUGGGGUUGUGGCCAACAGCGGUGGUGCUAGCAUCAUCAGCCACAGCCUCCUCAACAGCAGCAGCAUGGGCCUCUCCUCCUCCUCCUCCUCUGCGCUCCUCUCCAACAGUAUCAUGUCCGCAGGCAGCUACAGCAACGCUACGCAACAACAACAGCACCACAACAUUCUCCCCAAAAACACAAACUCCGCCCCCAGUGUUGUCGCCAGCGCAAACAGCCACCACCAGGCCUCCACGUCGGGACCCUCUCCUCCAAACACCAGCCUCCCAGGCCCCAUCGCGCCCUCUUCCCAGCCCCCCAUUGGCUCCGCAUCCAACAGCCUGGGCCUAAACCUGGGUCUAUCUCUCGGGAAAGCCCCUGGUUCGUUAGCUUCGUUAGCGUCCAGCCCCAUGUCUAGCGGUGGCUUGGGUCUCUCAGGGAUGCCAGGGUCCCUCAGCUCGCUCUCCAGCCUCUUGUCCAGCUCCACCCCAGCUCCGUACGCACAGGCAGCGGCCAUUGGAACCGCAUCUGGACUCUCCACGUCAUCUCUGAGCUCGGUGACGGCUGUAGGAGGUCCCACGUCCAGCUCGGUGGUAGGGGGAGCAAUAGGAGCAGGAAUCCUGGGGUUGUCGUCAGCUGGGACCUCCACCCUGCUGUCACAGAUCCCGACGGGAGGGAGUCUAGGGGGAGGCAGCGGGCUGGGAGUCAUCGGCAGCAACGGCCCGAGCUCAGGGUCGAGUGGAGGAGGAGGCAACGCCAUGAUGGUUCGACCACCGAGCCAGCAGAAGCAGAACGGGAGCUCCAGUUACAGCGCUGUGGUGGCAGAUAGCACAACAGACUCCUCUCUCAGCAGCGUCAGCCAAUCACAGAACAGCCAGUCCUCGUCGCUCUCCUCUUCGGCCAAUCAGCUUAAAGACAGUGCUCCGAGUCUUCUGGCCUCUAUGAGCUUCUCCCCGAGCUCGCCGUCUCCCGCCUCUUUCAGUGAAGCCAAAACGGGAAGUGUAUCUCUGCUGAACGGGCCCAUGUCGUACUCUCAGCCCGGAGACGCCAUCAAGGAGCCUCUGAGCAGCCUGAAGUCCAUGGCUGAGCGAGCAGCACACAGCUCAGGGUUAGAGGGAGACGUGACAUCACUGCACCUCCCCACAGAUAUGUUCCCCAGCUCGGCCGCCCCAUCCAAUCCUCCCUCGGCCCCCCAGACCUGCCUGUCUGAGGUGACCAUCCCUCCCUCCCUGGGGGUCUGUCCUCUGGGGCCAGCACCUCUGUCCAAAGACCAGGUUUACCAGCAGGCCAUGGAGGAGUCGGCCUGGACGCACAUGCCCCACCCGUCUGACUCCGAGAGAAUCAGACAGUACCUGAUGAGGAACCCGUGCCCCACGCUGCCUUUCCACCACCAGGUGCCGCCACCGCACUCCGACACCGUGGAGUUCUACCAGAGACUGUCCACAGAGACUCUCUUCUUCAUCUUCUACUACCUGGAGGGCACAAAGGCCCAGUAUCUGGCAGCCAAAGCCCUGAAGAAGCAGUCCUGGAGGUUCCACACAAAGUACAUGAUGUGGUUCCAGCGUCACGAGGAGCCCAAGACCAUCACCGACGAGUUCGAGCAGGGAACAUACAUCUACUUCGACUACGAGAAAUGGGGCCAGAGGAAGAAGGAGGGGUUCACGUUCGAGUACCGCUACUUGGAGGACAGGGACCUGCAAUGA
Knipowitschia caucasica is the source of this 2679-nucleotide messenger RNA. Lineage: Eukaryota; Metazoa; Chordata; Actinopteri; Gobiiformes; Gobiidae. The record is from the annotation of a GenBank genome assembly.